AUCAGAGGAUAAUAAAAAGAAUGAACCUCCCCCUGCAGAAAAACUGAGGUUCCACAGACAAAUCCGUGUCUGCCUGCUUCAGCGUAUCACAGCAGACUGGAAACUGUUGCGCACAUCGAGUGAAAGCCCGCAUGUUUGAGAGGAGCCGCAGACUUCAACCACGGAUCCUCCUGCAAGAGAACCUAAUCUCCAGCCCCGUGCAACUAACCAAACCGGAGGCAACAGCUCGAUUUUUUCGCGCAGAGCCGCCAAAUAGAAGCAUUGUCCAAAAAAAAAAAAAAAAAAAAAAAAAAGUUACACCACAGGAAUCGAAACCGACCAGACUCUGCAGGAAAAACAAUAAGUUAAAGCAGAGAUUUUUUUACACUUAAUUUGGAGUUUUCGAAGGAAGAAAAGAAAAUGUCUAAACCAAAUUACUCCGGCACAUAUCAUUUGGUGGACAUCGAAAAUAUGGACGCCUACCUCGCAGCUUUAGAUAUUAAUUUUGCUUUGAGGAAGAUUGUGUGUCUGCUGAAGCCCACCAAAGAGAUCACCCAUGACCCGGACACAGGAGCCAUGAAAAUCCGCACUCUCACUACCUUCAAGAACUUCAACAUGGAUUUUACAAUCGGGAAAGAAUUCACUGAAGAUCUGGGACCAGUGGAUGGUCGUACCUGUCAGACGACAGUGAGCUGGGAAGGAGACAAGCUAGUGUGUGUGCAGCGUGGAGAGAAAGAGGGAAGGGGCUGGACUCACUGGCUGGAGGGUGACAAGCUGCAUUUGGAGAUGAGAGUUCAGGGCAUCGUUGCCAAGCAGGUCUUCAAGAAGGCUGACUGAAGUGGCUGCAGACAUGCAGUAGUGAAUAACCUCAUUUAAAAAGUAGUCUCUACAGGAACUGAAUCAUGUUUGAAACAUUUUUAUUAGAAACAACAAUAGUUUUAAAGAUCAAAACAUAACUGAAAACUGUAUAUGUUCAUUAUGGUGGUGAAAACAGAGAGAGGAGAGCAGCAGAGCAAAAAUGACUGUAAACAUUCUCAACUUGUUUCCUCAUAUCGUUACAAUGUUAUAAACAAAUUGUAUACCAUCA
Messenger RNA from Melanotaenia boesemani (Boeseman's rainbowfish), 1066 nucleotides. It is a transcript of the gene rbp5, whose product is annotated as retinol binding protein 1a, cellular. Bases 400 to 816 code for a protein of 138 amino acids. Gene Ontology annotation, molecular function: fatty acid binding. Lineage: Eukaryota; Metazoa; Chordata; Actinopteri; Atheriniformes; Melanotaeniidae. The record is from RefSeq and is a predicted model, not a curated record. The transcript is spliced from 4 exons. Gene Ontology annotation, cellular component: cytosol; nucleus. Gene Ontology annotation, biological process: fatty acid transport.